CCAGGGGCGGGGAGCGCGGCGCCGGCCCCGCCUGUGGCGCUCCGUGGAGCUGUUCAGCGCCCAGGUGCUGAGUCUCCCCCCGGCUCACGGAGGCUCCGGCGGCUCUCCCUUCUCACCGCUUCCCGGCGCGGCUAUGGCUCCGGCGCUCAACCGCCCGCUCGGGGCACUCUGAGCGCCGCGCCCCGGCGCAGAUGCGGCAGAUCCAGGCGCCCCUGGUUCCGCGGGGGGACGCGGCAGAUUUUCUUUUUGUCUCUGGAGCAUUUCGUUAUGGCAGCGUGCAGUGAACAAUGACAUGCUUUGACAAAUACAGAUGCCAAAAAGCCAAACAGAAACCGUGGCCUUCUUUUCUUUCUACUCCAACACAGUGAAAUGGUGCUCUUACAGUUUUGUUAUUGACUCUUACUGGAAAAAACAAACUUCUGACUGGACCUUUUGUUCCCCAAACCUCUCCCAGUGUUGCUAUGGAUGCUUGACACAGAGACACCAUGUAGUAGGCCCUGAAUUGUUGUCAUAACUAAGUUGCAAUGGUUUUAUAUACUUCCCCAUUUCCCAACAGCUUUCUGUCAGUUCUGCAUUCCUUUUCCUGGGGCCUAAUUUUCCCAUGUUACUGGUUUGCAGAUAGGCUUGUGGCCUCUUUCGUUCCAACUACCUAUGAAAAACGUCAAAGAGCAGACGAUCCAUGCUAUUUCCAUGCACUCUGCAUCAUUAUCACCACUCCCAUCUACCUGGCGCUGCUGGUGGCCUCUCUUCCUUUUGCUCUGAUAGGCUUCUUGUUAUGGUCCCCUCUCCAGUCAGCCAGAAGGCCAUAUAUCUACUCCAGACUAAAAGACAAGAGCCAUGCCAACGGAGCCGCGCUGCUCAGUGAGUGGAAGGCUGCAGGGAAUGGGAAAAGCUUUUGCUUUGGCAGUGCCAAUGUUUGCCUGCUGCCAGAUUCUCUGGCGAGAUUUAAUAAUGUGUUCAACACACAGGCCAGGGCUAAAGAGAUUGGCCGGAGGAUCCGAAAUGGGGCAAGCAGACCACAGAUCAAGAUAUAUAUAGAUUCUCCUACCAACACAUCCAUAAGUGCAGCGAGUUUCAGCAGCCUGGUGUCCCCCCAGGGUGGAGACAGCACUAACCGCACUGUUAACGCCGGCAUGAAAAGGACAACAUCAAUGGAGUACAAAGGAGACAAUUCUGGCUCCAACAACAGUGAGGAUGGUAGGGAUGAUAAAGCUGGAUCUGGAGAGCCAAAUGAAGGAGAGGAAAAUACUUGUAUUGUCCGCAUAAAUGGAGAGGACAACGGCCACAUGUCAGACAUAGAAACAGACAUUGUCAAUGGCCAGGCUAAUGCCAGCGGCACAGCAGAACACUUGCUGGAAGGCGACACGGAGAUCUCAAAAACGCCUAACCACAAACAGAAGGAUGGAGAUUCUGGCAGUUUAGACAGCUACUCUGCCUCAAGAGAGUCACUAGUUAAGGUUCGUGUUGGAGAUGGGACAGUGGACCAAAGCACUGUUAACAACAAGCUCCUCUAUAAAGCUUCAAUCAUGAAGAAGACUUCAGUACGGAAAAAGAAACAUAUGGAUGAGACCUUUGAUCAUGAGAUCUCUGCUUUCUUCCCUGCCAACUUGGACUUUCUGUGUUUGCAGGAAGUGUUUGACAAAAGAGCUGCAGAGAAAUUGAAAGAGCAGCUUCAUCACUAUUUUGAAUACAUUGUCUAUGAUGUUGGGGUCUACGGUUGCCAUGCCUGCUGUAGCUUUAAGUUUGUGAACAGUGGUCUGCUUUUUGCCAGCCGCUAUCCUGUUAUGGAUGCUGCCUAUCACUGUUAUCCCAAUGGAAGAGGAACGGACUCCUUGGCUUCCAAGGGAGCCUUGUUUCUCAAGGUGCAAGUGGGAAGUACACCUCAGGACCAAAGAAUUGUGGGAUACAUUUCCUGCACUCACUUGCAAGCUAUUGCAGGAGACACUACUGUUCGAUGUGAGCAACUGGAUAUGCUUCAAGAUUGGCUGUCUGAAUUCAGAAAAUCUACCUCCUCCUCCAGCACAGCCAAUCCAGAGGAGCUGGUGGCUUUUGAUGUAAUUUGUGGAGAUCUCAACUUCGAUAACUGCUCCUCUGAGGACAAGCUGGAGCAACAGCAUUCUCUGUUUACACACUACAAAGACCCAUGUCGAAUUGGUCCAGGGGAGGAUAAACCAUGGGCAAUAGGUACCUUGCUGGAUCCUGAAGGAUUAUAUGAUGAAGAAGUGUUCACUCCAGACAACCUACAGAAGGUGCUGGAAAGUGAAGAUGGAAGGAAAGGAUACUUAGUCUAUCCCACCAGCAAGAACCACGGUUCCAGUCAAAAGGGGAGGAAGGCAUCAUUGAAAGGAAACGGCAGGAGGAUUGACUACAUGCUUUAUACAGAAGAAGGUCUCUACUUGGAAUGGAAAGUGGAAGUAGAAGAGUUCAGCUUUAUUACCCAGCUAGCAGGCUUGACAGAUCACCUACCAGUAGCAAUGCGUCUCAUGGUGUCUACAGGAGAAGAUGACCCUUAAAACUUACCAGCUUGGAGAGAUUAGAAGAAGGAAAUGUUAACGAUAUUAAGAAAAUAUCACAAGAUUGGAAUGAACUAUUCUGGUGCCACAUUAGGAAAAAUGACCAGACCUGACCCAGGCUACUCCCCAGAACGUACCAACAAUGGAGUAUAAAAAAAGGGAAGAAAUUGAAGGCUGUGGCCAAAAGCCACUGUCACAAGUUGCUCAGGCAACAGGGCAGGCCUGUACUACAAUGUUUUCACUGUGGACCGAAUGGAACUAAGAUGGAAGUCCUAACUCCUUCUGAACCAGUGCCAUUCUUACUAAAACAUGUUUUUAUACUAAUAUAUAGCACAAUUUAGUUUGUAAUUAGUCUGUGGGUUAGUGCUGCUCAAUGGUUUUUUGCUUAAUUUCUUUGUAUAACUAAGAAGCUAAAGCUUUUUUUCUUUUCUUUAGCCUGUUGAAGUUGUAGUAGCGUGCUUGCAUCAGUAGCAUGCGCCCGCACUGCAUGCCACUCUGAGAUAAACUAGUAAGAUACCAUGGGGAAUAUCAGAAUGGAAGUUAAUUCAAAAAUCAGAUACCAGCCAAAACAAGGCAUUCUGGGACUAGCAAACCCUUCCAUCAUUACAGAAAGAUAUUAAAGCAAACAAAGGAAAACUCUGUUCUAUUUGAAAACCAAUAUUAUCCUCUCUCUUUUAAGGAUAUUUGUAACGAAAAGUAGAAUUAAGACAUUAAGACAUUUUAUCACCCUUCUUCCAGCUGCGUUGCCACUGGAACUGUUAAGUGUUUUGUCUGAAUAAUGACUCCAGAAUUGGGCCUUUGCUUUUCUAACCACAAGUCAUUCCCUUAAGAAGAAAUACGGUUCCCCUGUAAUGUUUUUUUUUCUCUUAUCCACGUGGGGCAGUUCUGAAUUAUGGUAUGGGAUGAUGUAUGUAUUACAGUAGAGUGAAUAGAUUCCUGCAGUACCGUUGGGAACACCAGAGCCAACAUUCUGCCUUAGCUAGGAAGAGUAAAUGGGAAAUAGCUUGUAAAAUGCAUGUUAGAUAUAGAGUUAACGUAAAUGACGUUCUGGGGGAAAGUAUAGAACAGUGUUUAACCAAUAAGGCAGGAUUGACUUCAUUCUCCAAAGGAAUCAGUACACUUGAAGGGAAAGCACAGCACAGGUAGCUACAGAGUAGCUAGAGAACUGAAGUGUGACUCAGCACUCAGCAAUGACUGCCUUUGAGCUGAGCCUAGAAGCAGUCUGUGAGACACAGCCCAUUUGUUACACACUCGCAGACUUCCAGUAGGGGUUUUACAGUAAAAUUCAUAUAUUCUUCCCACUGCAGCUCCUUAAAUGUGGGGCCGCCCCCAGUUUGCCAUCUUAUUCCAAUGACCUGACCUGCUCAGACUCUAUAACUUUAAUUUAAUUAAAAAAAGAAAAAAAAAAAAGAAAAAAAAAAGCUGAGAGUCAGGUCCAUAGAGAUUUCAAUUCAAAAGGGUUUGUGUUGAUAGAAAAAUGAAACCCCUUGUGUUUUAACCAAUACUUAGUUUCUUCUGCUUAAUUCCUCUCCAAUAUUUGAGGUCUUACUUCUAUAUUGCAAGCUCCCCAUGUUGAGGAGAAUUAGUCUAAUACUAACUCCAUUAAAUAAACUCUUCUUUCAGUUAUGCUGGCCACAAACUCCUGAUGAUCUUGUUAUGGUUUAGUUUAUACCUGCUAGGAAUCAGCUUGAGCUAAAUCAAAAGAAAUUAGACUUAAAUUAGAAAUCCUAGUCUGCAGAGCCUCUUGUACUGGCUUAAUUAACUACAGUAAACAACUGAACUUAUAUUUAGAUCAGCCUGAUUUUGCAAGUUGCAGACUCUUCGUAGUCACGGAAGUACUGCUCAGACAGCACUGGCUCAUUCCCAGGAGGCUGUAGGCCCCUGCUCACGCUCUCCCAGGGCCCCUCUACUACUGACGUGUCCUACGCCUCAUUCCCAGUCCUGGCCUCCCUUCAGCAGAGACUGCCUCUUGCAAGUGUACUGUGCCAAACCAUGCGGUACUCUGCAAAGUAACCCAUGGGGACUAAAAAAUGGAUCCAGACUCAAUUCCCCCUUUUGAUAAAAUUAGGAAUUCAAGUUUACAGCAUCAGAGACUUUAGUGUACUGUCCCAGUGCACCACCAGUUUCCCACUUUGUACGUUUCUCUUUAUACAGAGGGUGCACGUAAGUGCAAUGUGUUUUUCUGGUUUCUUAUCUUUCCAUCCAAUUCAGAAAGACUUGUACCUGAAAUAAUGCUUUUAAUCCUAUUUUCUACCUUGCUUGUAUUUUAUGAACCUUUUUAAAAAAGAAAAAAAAAAUACAAACAGUAUCAGUAGCAAUUUGUGUGCUGUCCAGCAGCUAUUUCUCAGUAGUAAGAUUAAAUAUAAGGUACGGUAUUUUUAAUAGCUUUCCUAACAAUGUAAAUUACAAUUUGAUAUCCAUUUCGCUAAGUGUCAGUCGCAGGAGCUGAAUUUGACACUGUGUGGGACAUAGUCAUAAACUACUGCCAAACAAUCUUUCAUUAUUUACAGUAAAACCAACUUUGUCUAAAUUACUUCAAAAUCAGUUCAACAGCUUUGUGCUGACCAAAAAUGAGGCACUUUUGUCAACUUUUUGAAAUAUGUUGAGAAAUAUUUUUUUCAAAUUCGAAGUGAACUGUUUUAGAUUUUGAUGUUCUUAGCUUUUCAGUGAUCAGUACAUGGAUAGAUGUAAAGCAUUCUCUUUAAACAGUGCACACGCAUUUAACCAGUCUAAGUAGUUCUUAACUAAUUUACUGUCUUAAGGAUCUACCUUUGCAAGAGACUGAUGCUGGGAGGUACAGCUGUGUGGCACCACUGUACAGAUGCUCCUUGCUUUUUUUGCAUUGAUCCUGUGCCUUCUGAUGCCUUGAUAAUCUUGCAGAAGUCAGAGAGCAUAUGUACCGGUAAACUGUACAGAAACUUUCUUUUCCAGAAGAGCAACAUCCUGGGUAGAAAACAGUUCAGCUACACUACUACUACUCUUCCAUACCCUGUCUCACAAAGAACCGUUCCGACAAUGUCAGUCCUGGCAGGAUAUCAAUCAUGACAAGCCUUAGAUGUAACAGCAUAUUCACAUAAAAAAGGGCAGAGUAUUCCCAGGAAAUUGAACCCUGGAUAGCUUUUCUAGAUGUCAAUCCUACUUUGCUGAAGGACGGCACGACAAUUUAUUAGUAGGAUGUUAUUAAUAAGAAAUUUGAGUUAAGCUUAAUCUACUGUUGCUUACCCCACUUUGUACAGGAGUUUCAGAUAUCAUCAAGAAGUGGGUGAUAAUGCUAUUCUUGGUUUAAUAACUGCCACUCAACAUGGCUACUGUAGAUGAUGUGUCAUCUGUUUUUAUAAAAGCUAGAUAACAUCUUCUGUUUCUCAUGUUCAAUUUGCAUUUCACAAUAGCAGUUCUAGAACAAGUGAACAAAAGACACAAAUGAGGACAGCUGAAAACUGAACUUCCAGAAGAUUCAAGGAUGUCAGGUCCUUAUAAAGUCAGUACCUUUAGAUCACUUCAGGAACACAACCUACAGAGAACAGAAUGUAGCUUCUCAGGCACGUUCAGAGCCAGUUCCUCUGUGCACUGUUUGGCGGCCUGAAAGGGACACACGAGCCACCUGCUUUCCACCACAGCUCAGCCACUGAGGCGAGGGUCGUGAUGCUUCAUGCUAUGUGAGAAAGUGUUUACCAAAUAAUUACAGUAGUGGCCAGCUAGCUCUAUUGUCAUUGCCAACUGGAUGCUUAAUUGAAGCAGUCCAAAGCAGCUUAACAAACUGUGACACAAUGGCUCCGAGGGGAGCCUGCAGCCUUCUGAGGUAUGGCCAGCUUAGAGAAACUCUGGAGGAAGCCAUCUUGUCUAAUGAGUUGACUUGUCUUGUGCAAGAAUUAUUACAAGGUUUUGUUCCAGAAGCACUCUCAGCUAGUCAGGCUAGAGCUCAGUCCUGCUUGCUGGAUAAGACAGUAGGGUUUAAGGAACUUACAAAUCCAUUAUUUUUAAUUUUAUUUUUUAAAUAGCCUUUGUUUGGUGGUCCAGAUGAAGCAGAUCUGACUGUCUCCAGUUUGGUCUCUGAGCUACCCUCAGAUCACAUCGGUGUCAGCACAUAUCAUCAGCUCAGAAAUGAAGCAUUUUCACCUCCUCCUGGCACCUCAGGAUGAGAACAGAAAUACCUACAAUUUUGAGCACUUUGAAAAACUCCCAAUUUUACCAUUCAUUAUUAUGAGGUUCAAAUUCUUACUGAAGGUCUCGUUUUUCCAUGCCAUCUUGUUUUAAAUACAAUCUCGAUGAUUUUAAAAUCUUGUAUUAUUGCUGAGGUUUAGAAUCCUGUAAGAAUAACAACCUUUUUUUAUUUCAAUAAUUUUUUCGGUAUUGUAUCCUUCUGGGACCUAACGUUUUUAUAUGGUAAGCACACACCUUCUGACAUUUUGUUAUAACUGUAUUAAAAAAUAAAAAAUUAAAUAUUUUCAUUGGUUUCUUUGCCUGUAAGAAAACCACAACCUUUGACCUGGUAAGAACAAGGUAUUUUGAACAACAGGGAGAGGUUUUUUUUUGUCUUUUAUUGGUGCUGAAAGGAAUUACUGGUUGAUGCAGACAAGAUAAUAAAAUUUCAAGGCUCAAAUGUU
Molecule: messenger RNA, 7117 nt
Organism: Lagopus muta (rock ptarmigan)
Lineage: Eukaryota; Metazoa; Chordata; Aves; Galliformes; Phasianidae
Gene: SMPD3
Product: sphingomyelin phosphodiesterase 3
Exons: 8
Coding region: 525-2513 (662 amino acids)
Biological process (GO): sphingomyelin metabolic process
Cellular component (GO): cytoplasm; extracellular region
Molecular function (GO): sphingomyelin phosphodiesterase activity
Source: RefSeq, a predicted model, not a curated record